This is a messenger RNA of Paramecium sonneborni, 1375 nucleotides long. NCBI's taxonomy places the organism in Eukaryota, Ciliophora, Oligohymenophorea, Peniculida, Parameciidae. The record is from the annotation of a GenBank genome assembly.
AUAAUGUAAGAAUUAGGAAAGUAAUAAAAGAUGGUAAUUGGGAUGGUAGGAUUACCAGCAAGAGGAAAGACUUACAUUUCUAGAAAGAUUUGUAGAUAUUUAAAUUGGAUGGGAUUUAAGAGCAAAGUUUUUAAUAUUGGAAAUUAUAGGAGAUAGAUAUGUGGAACAGAUUGUAAUUCAAAUUUCUUUGAUCCAAGUAAUAAAGAUGUAAGUAUUAUAUAAUAUAUAAAAUGAAGGCAUCAAAAGCAAGAGAUGAAUGUGCAUUAUUAGCAUUGAAUGAUAUGAUAAAUUAUCUUAGAUAUGAAGGAGAUGUAAGUUUAUAUGAUGGUACUAAUACUACAAAGUAAAGAAGAAAAUUAAUAAUGGAAACUUUAUAAUAAAAAUUUAGUGAGGUUUAAGUUUUUUGGGUUGAAUCAAUAUGUAAUGAUGAAGAUGUAAUAUUACGAAAUAUCUAAUUAACAAAAUUAAAUAAUCCUGAUUAUGUAGGAAAAUCAUCUGAUGAAGCUACUUAAGAUUUUUAAUAGAGAAUUGAAUAAUAUGCUAAAGUAUAUGAACCUAUUGACAUGGAUGAGAAUAUUUCAUUUAUAAAAAUAAUAGAUAUUGGAAACGAUGUAAAUAAUAAUAAAUACUUUAAAUUUAGAUAAUGAUUUAUAAUAUAUAAGGAUUCUUAUAAUCAAAAUUAGUGUCAUAUUUGAUGAAUUUACAUAUAUAUCCUAGACCAAUAUAUUUAUCUAGACAUGGAGAGAGUCAAUACAAUGUACUUCAUAAAGUUGGUGGAGAUUCUGAUCUAACUUAGACUGGAUUAAUGUAUGCUAAAUAAUUAGGCAAAUAUUUUAUUUAAGAAUUAGAAGGAAAUAGAAAUAUAAAAAUGUUUACUUCAACAAUGUAAAGAGCAUUGCAUACAAGUAAUGAAGUAUGUGAAUUUUUGGGAGUCGAAUAUUAUUCUUUAAAAGCUUUAGAUGAAAUAAAUCCUGGAAUUUGUGAUGGUUUAACUUAUUAAUAAAUUGCUGAUAAAUUUCCUUAAGAUUAUGAAGAACGAAAAAUGAAUAAAUUAACUUAUCGUUAUCCUAGAGGUGAAUCAUAUUUAGAUGUUAUCAGUAGAAUAGAAUAAAUUAUUUUUGAAAUUGAAAGAUCACGAUUACCUGUCAUUGUUAUUGCUCAUUAAGCUAUACUAAGAUGUUUAUAUGCUUAUUUUCAUGAACAUGAAGUACCAGAAAUACCUAAACUAAAUAUACCAUUACAUUAAGUUAUCAAAUUAGUACCUGCUGCAUAUUAUUGUAAAGAAACAAGAAUUAAAAUUGAUCCUAUUACUGGAAAUUGGGAAAUUCAAGAUGAAGCAACUAUCAAAAAAGUUAAAUCAUUCCUUGAUUUGUGA